AUGGAGCACGUCUACUUGCUGUUCAACGACCAGCUCAAGACGCAUCCCAUCCUCACUCAAAUUGCGGCCAUUACUUUGCUGACGUUCCUGGGCGACGUCCUGUCCCAGUUGACUUUUCAACGAAAACCAUUCAGUGUCAAGCAAGCGGCCAUCUUUUUCUUCAUCGGCCUGACCUACACGGGUCCCCUGGUGGUGUCCUGGUUCGCGUUCGUGGAAUGGCUCGUGGUGAUGGACCGCGUCCCCGCUAUCAUCCUCAAGGUGGCGCUUGGAGAGUUUGUCUUCACACCUCCUUUCGUCCUGUGCGUCAUGUUUCUCCAUGGCUUUCUUCAUGGACAUUCCUGGGAGCUGAUCAGGGAGGACGUGAGGGUAAAGUAUCUGUCCAUUCUGAUGAUGAGGUGCGUCGUGUUUCCCGUGUCGCAACUGGUGAACUUUUUGGCUGUGCCGGUAAACUAUCGCCCGAUUUUCUCAAGCUUGCUGGCCUUGUUCUGGAGCGUUUACUUGUCGUGGAAGGCGAACAGGGCAGAGUCCAAGCUAGAAAAGCUUGAGGAAGGAACAAGUGAUGAAGAUGAAGAUGCGGACAAUUCAGACAAUGAGACCGAAAAAAAAUGA
This is a messenger RNA of Ixodes scapularis (black-legged tick), 609 nucleotides long. RefSeq names its product mpv17-like protein. NCBI's taxonomy places the organism in Eukaryota, Metazoa, Arthropoda, Arachnida, Ixodida, Ixodidae. Gene Ontology annotation, cellular component: membrane; cytoplasm. The transcript has a single exon. The record is from RefSeq and is a predicted model, not a curated record. The coding region runs from base 1 to 609 and encodes 202 amino acids.